Molecule: messenger RNA, 4164 nt
Organism: Salvelinus fontinalis (brook trout)
Lineage: Eukaryota; Metazoa; Chordata; Actinopteri; Salmoniformes; Salmonidae
Product: cyclin-dependent kinase 4-like
Exons: 9
Coding region: 329-1246 (305 amino acids)
Biological process (GO): G1/S transition of mitotic cell cycle; regulation of G2/M transition of mitotic cell cycle; signal transduction
Cellular component (GO): cytoplasm; nucleus; cyclin-dependent protein kinase holoenzyme complex
Molecular function (GO): ATP binding; cyclin binding; cyclin-dependent protein serine/threonine kinase activity
Source: RefSeq, a predicted model, not a curated record
UUGGCCCCGCCUUGCAUGGCUACAGGAAGCGCCUCCACUUUACCAGAGUGUUUAGAAAAAAGAAGUAAGGCCGAAGUUAAAUCGAAUGAUUUGAUCGAAGACAUCCGCAACAGUUUCUGCCAGUUUGGUGUAAAAUCUGUGUGACCUACCUCGAAUGUGGUUUGAUAAGAAGAACCAAGUGAAAAACAUGAUUUCGUUCAUGCACUAAAUGUAGCAGUAUAGCCUGCUAACGUUAAAUAAAACGUGAAGACACGUGGGAGCCUGUGCUGUGUGGUUGACCACUGGAAUGUCUUGUUGACUGAAAUCUUGUCUCAUUGAAUAUCAGACCAUGGCCCAGGGCAGUGGAGUCCAGUACGAGCCAGUGGCAGAGAUUGGAGGGGGUGCCUACGGAACGGUGUACAAGGCUCGGGACCUGGAGAGUGGCCAGUUUGUUGCCCUGAAGAGUGUUCGCGUUCAGACGGACCAAGAUGGCCUCCCUAUAUCCACGGUCCGAGAAGUUGCCCUGCUGAAGAGACUGGAGCAGUUUGAUCAUCCCAACGUGGUCAAGCUCAUGGACGUGUGUGCCACCCUGAGGACAGAUCAGGAGACUAAAGUCACCCUGGUAUUUGAACACGUGGACCAGGACCUGAAGACCUACCUAGAGAAGGCCCCCGCCCCAGGACUGCCCCCCAGCCACAUCAGAGACCUGAUGCGUCAAUUGCUGUGUGGCCUGUCAUUCCUACACUCGAACCGCGUGGUGCACCGGGACCUGAAGCCAGAGAACAUCCUGGUCACCAGCCGUGGUCAGGUUAAGCUGGCCGACUUUGGACUGGCCAGGAUCUACAGUUGCCACAUGGCCCUUACCCCUGUGGUGGUGACUCUGUGGUACAGGCCUCCUGAGGUCCUGCUUCAGUCCACCUACGCCACGCCGGUGGACAUCUGGAGCACGGGCUGCAUCUUUGCUGAGAUGUUCCGACGCAAACCGUUGUUCUCUGGAGACUCUGAAAUGGACCAACUGGGAAAGAUAUUCAAUGUGAUUGGCCUGCCACCCAUGGAGGAGUGGCCUGCUGAUGUCACCCUCUCACGACACAACUUCAGUCCUAUCAGCCCCCGCCCAAUCACAGACUACGUUCCUGAGAUCAAUGAGCAGGGGGCAGAGCUGCUUUUGAAAAUGCUAACCUUUGACCCUCUAAGAAGAAUCUCUGCCCUAAACGCUCAAGAACAUCCUUACUUCCAGGAGGAUGAGGAGGAAGUGACAAAUGGUUGAAAUGCAGUGAAUGACGUCGAAGGAUGGGACCGUGAGGAAUGGUAACCCUGACUCCAUUUUGGUGUAUAUUGUCAUUCAGUGCAUUUCAGGCCAGAUCCCUGUUGUGGUUCCUUUAAAAAAAAUGUUACUACAGAAGCCAGUUGCACCCCUUGAGAAUGUAUAGGAGUAGAGAAGUGGAGUUCAAGGACCAAUACGGAUAUGAACCUGAAGAAGGAUUGACUCCCCUCGCAUUCCUCAAAUGAAUUCCCCAGGCUGGUCUCAUAGACUAGACGUAACAUAAUAAACUUUAAAAAAGAGACACUCAAAUUAGUAUGAUAUAUUACGUUUGGUAUGGUUACAUAAGACCGGUGGUUAUUUAAAAUCUCGUCAUUGACAACUUUUGAGCUGAUUAGCAACUUUUCAACUCCUUUGCAUGUUAGCUAACCUUUCCACCUACCAUUCUCCAACUACUAAACUUAACCAUAACCCCUAACCGAGCUAACAUUAGCCACCUAGAUAGAAUUCCUAACAUAUCAUACAUUUAGCCAAUUCCUAACAUUUCAUUUGAAGUCCAGAAAUUAAUUCAUACCAUACGAAACGUGACUCAUAUUAAAUGGAGUGUCUCAGUUUUACGUACAGAAUAAUACGAAAGGCUCUUGAGACCAGGUUGUGCGCACACACACACAACAUGGAAUAACUGUCCUCCUGUGUGGUUAUUUUAAUAUUAUAGUUUAAAGAUCCAAUGCAUACAUUUUUAUUACAAUAUCAAAUAUUUUCUGUUUAACAAUUGAAGUACCUUGCUGUGAUAUUUUUCUACCAAAAUAGCUUCUUAGCAAAGAGCAAUUUUUUUUAAGCGAGAAUUUUGCUAGGACUGUCAUUAGUGUGAGUGGGGAUGGGAAAACUGAAAAGUAGCUGUUAUUGGCAGAGAGAUUUGGAACAUUUUCUUAUUGGUCUAUUAACUAAUUUACCACCUGGUGAUGUCACCAAGUAGGCCAAAAUUCCAUUCCACCAAAAAAGGCUGACAUUUCAGGCUCUUACUUUCACAGCUCUUUCACUAAAAGGGCAUUAUUAUUUUCACACUUUCACAGUAUUAUUCCAACCUCUGUGUGGAAAUAUAUAUAUAUAUAUAUAUACAUACACACACACACACACACACACACACACACACACACACACACACACACACACACACACACAGUGGCAAGGAAAAGUAUGUCAAACCCUUUGGAAAUACCUGGACUUCUGCAUAAAUUGGUCUUAAAAUUUGAUCUGAUCUUCAUGUAGGUCACAACAAUAGACAAACAGUCUGCUUAAACUAAUAACACACAAUUAUACGUUUUCAUGUCUUUAUUGAACAUACCGUGUAAACAUUCACAGUGUAGGGUGGAAAAAGUAUGUGAACCCUUGGAUUUAAUAACUGGUUGACCCUCCUUUGGCAGCAAUAACCUCAACCAAACGUUUUCUGUAGUUGCGGAUCAGACCUGCACAACGGUCAGGAAGAAUUUUGGACCAUUCAUCUUUACAAAACUGUUUCAGUUCAGCAAUAUUCUUGGGAUGUCUCAAUCAGGUUGAGGUCAGGACUUUUUUCUUCUGUUGAAGCAAUUCUGUUGUUGAUUUACUUCUGUUUUGGGUCGUUAUCCUGUUGCAUCACCCAACUUCUGUUGAGCUUCAAUUGGUAGACAGAUAGCCUAACGUUAUUCCUGCAAAAUGUCUUCAUAGACUUAGGAAUUCAUUUUUCCAUCGACGAUAGCAAGCUGUCCAGGGCCUGAGGAAGCAAAGCAGCCCCAAACCAUGAUGCUCCCUGCACCAUACUUUACAGUUGGGAUAAGGUUUUGAUGUUGGUGUGCUGCGCCUUUUUCUCCACACAGUGUUGUGUGUUCCUUGCAAACAACUCAACUGUAGUUUAAUCUGUCCACAGAAUAUUUUGCCAAAAGCGCUGUGGAAUAUCCAGGUGCACUUUUGCAAAAUUCAGACGUGCAGCAAUGUUGUUUUUUGGACAGCAGUGGCUUCUUCUGUGGUGUCCUCCCAUGAACACCAUUCUUGUUUAGUUUAGUGUUUUAUGUAUCGUAGACUUGUCAGAUGUUAGCAUGUUCCAGAGAUUUCUGUAAGUCUUUAGCUGACACUAAGAUUCUUCUUAACCUCAUUGAGCAUUAUGCGCUGUGCUCUUGCAGUCAUCUUUGCAGGAUGUCCACUCUUAGGGAGAGUAGCAACAGUGCUGAACUUUCUCCAUUUAUAGACAAUUUGUCUUACCGUGGACUGAUGAACAUCAAGGCUUUUAGAGAUACUUUUGUAACCCUCCAGCUUUAUCGAAGUCAACCAUUCUUAAUCUUAGGUCUUCUGAGAUCUCUUUUGUUUGAGGCAUGGUUCACAUUAGGCAAUGCUUCUUAUGAAUAGCAAACUCAAAUUUUGUGAGUGUUUUUAUAGUGCAAGGCAGCUCUAACCAACAUCUCCAAUCUCGUCUCAUUGAUUGGACUCCAGGUUAGUGGACUCCAAUGAGCUUUUGGAGAAGUCAUUAGCCUAGGGGUUCACAUACUUUUCCCAACCUACACUGAAUGUUUACAUUGUGUAUUCAAUAUAGACAAGAAAAAUACAAUAAUUUGCACACUAUUUUUCUCUGUUGUGACUUAGAUGAAGAUCAGAUCAAAUUUGAUGACCAAUUUUAUAUAGAAAGCCUGGUAAUUCCAAAGGGUUCACACACUUUUUCUUGCCUGUGUGUGUGUAUACACACAACACUGGAAAAUCACUGACUGUACUGGGCCUUAAAAAAAUUAAAAGUGCACAUGGAAGGACAUACUAGCUAAGUGGCAUUUGUUGAACAUGUUUACGGGCCAAAUAAUGUGUUGUUCUGUACUAAGUAUCCCUCCCUUUCAUUCCAAGAACACCUUGCAAUGUUUAAGUGCUGCAAAGACUAAUAAAGCUGCUCCAAUCAUCAACUUAAA